This is a messenger RNA of Acanthopagrus latus (yellowfin seabream), 2751 nucleotides long. It is a transcript of the gene slc1a1, whose product is annotated as solute carrier family 1 member 1. Gene Ontology annotation, cellular component: plasma membrane. Gene Ontology annotation, molecular function: glutamate:sodium symporter activity; L-glutamate transmembrane transporter activity; L-cysteine transmembrane transporter activity. The coding region runs from base 193 to 1767 and encodes 524 amino acids. Lineage: Eukaryota; Metazoa; Chordata; Actinopteri; Spariformes; Sparidae. Gene Ontology annotation, biological process: L-glutamate transmembrane transport. The record is from RefSeq and is a predicted model, not a curated record. The transcript has 12 exons.
ACACACACACACACUCCCUCCCUCACACCGUCUCUAGCCAUCAGCAGCGUCUGUCGGCUGCAUCCUCUGCUGUAGCAGCGGCUCCUCAUUCCUCCCCUGCGUCGUCUGCAUCUGACAUCCCGACCGCAGGAGUCUUUUGUGUCUCCACGGGGGCCAUUGUUGUUCCUCCUUGUCUGGAUAAAGAGCAGCACCAUGGACAUGAUGGGGAACAGAGAGCGACGAGGCGUGAAUUUCAAAGGCUUGCUGAGGAGGAACUGGCUUCUGAUUGCCACGGUUAUAUCAGUGCUGCUCGGGAUCAGUUUGGGCGUCGUGGUCAGAGAGUAUGCGUCCCUGUCUCAUCUCCACAAGCAGUAUUUUGGCUUCCCAGGAGAGAUCCUCAUGCGGAUGCUGAAGCUUGUCAUCCUCCCGCUCAUCAUUUCAAGCAUGAUAACAGGUGUCGCAGCCCUGGACUCUGAGGUAUCAGGAAAAAUCGGUUUGCGAGCUGUUAUAUAUUACUUCUCAACAACCAUCAUUGCAGUUAUUCUCGGCAUUAUCUUGGUGAUGACCAUCAAGCCGGGAGUCUCUCAGACAGCUGAUCACAUUGACAGAACUGGAACCACGCCCAACGUCACAACAGUUGAUACCCUCUUGGACCUCGUCAGAAACAUGUUUCCAGAAAAUCUGGUGCAGGCUUGUUUUCAGCAGUACAAGACCAAGCGCAAAGAACUUGAGCCUCCGAAAGCUCCAGCAGACACCACCACGAUUCCGCCUCUCACAACUACUAUCAUGGCAGUGGUUGAGAAUAUAACCAAGGAAUAUCAAAUCAUUGGGACAUAUUCGGAUGGAAUCAACGUUUUGGGGCUUAUCGUGUUCUGCGUUGCCUUUGGCCUUGUCAUUGGGAAGAUGGGUGAAAAGGGCCGUAUCCUCCUGGAAUUUUUUGAUGCUCUUAAUGAGGCAACCAUGAAACUGGUCCAGAUCAUUAUGUGCUACAUGCCAGUAGGGAUCCUGUUCCUAAUUGCCGCUAAGAUCAUUGAGGUGGAAGACUGGGAGAUCUUCAAGAAGAUGGGUCUUUAUAUGGUGACGGUGCUGAGUGGUUUAGCUAUCCACGCCACCAUCUGUCUGCCACUCAUCUUCUUUGUCAUUGUGAGGAAGAACCCGUAUACAUUCACACUGGGAAUGGCUCAGGCCUUGGUGACAGCACUCAUGAUCUCCUCCAGCUCCGCCACCCUGCCCGUCACCUUCCGAUGUGCCGAGGAGAACAAUCGUAUCGACAAGCGGAUCACCCGCUUCGUCCUCCCCGUCGGUGCCACCAUUAACAUGGAUGGCACAGCGCUGUAUGAGGCGGUGGCUGCCAUCUUCAUCGCCCAGCUGAAUGACUAUGCCCUGGAUGUGGGCCAGAUUGUUACCAUCAGUAUAACAGCAACGGUAGCCAGUAUUGGAGCAGCAGGAGUCCCUAACGCUGGGCUUGUCACCAUGGUAAUAGUCCUAACAGCUGUUGGAUUACCUGCAAGUGAUGUCACUCUAAUCGUGGCUGUGGAUUGGCUGCUGGACCGGUUCCGUACGAUGAUCAACGUUCUUGGCGAUGCUUACGGAGCGGGAAUUGUUCAGAAGCUAUCCAAGAGGGAACUGGAGAGGAUGGAUCUGACAUCAGAUGUGGACGUCGCUAACCCCUUCGCUCUGGAAGCCACUUUGGAUGACGAUGAGUGCGAGAAGAAAUCCUACGUCAAUGGAGGCUUCACCGUCGAUAAGACAGAUGCAAUCUCCUUUACUGAAACCUCCCAGUUUUAGACUCUGGCGGGCUCAGAGGAGCAGAGAAAGUGCCACGCUGCUAUGGAUGUGAAAUGGAAAAUCCAUCAUGUAUCAGAGCCAUGACGAGAGAUGAAAUCUAUCCAACCAGACCCAUCCACGCUCAGACAUCAGCAAUAGCAGCCUCCAUUCAGCUUAUCCAAGAUGAUCACCUUCCAUGUCGGACAUUUACAACCACGACUAGAUAAAAAGUGCUUCCUUCUUAAGCUCAAAUUGUGCCAAGAUUAAGAAAAGUCUGUUUUCUUUUAAGUAAGAGCGUGUUCUUUCAUGCAAAGAUGCAUUCAAAACAAGAGCUCUGUGUGUGUGUGUGUGCGUGUGCUCACGUAUGAAGACCUUUUUUGGAUGUGUCCAUGGUGUGUAUGUAUUUUACGAUAAAGAAAAUGUCAAUUGAACUCAAGUAACAACAAAAAUCUGAAUGUGAAACUUUGAUCUGACUUCAUUUGCUCCUUGAUUAGCCAACAAUUCACUGAAAUGUCUGAAUGAUCUUUUUGGUGUGGCUGUUGUUGAAUGUCCAUGUCCCAUAAUGCACUGCUUGUAUAUCUAUCUAUAUCUGUAUAUUUAAACUGUGCCAAACAUAUGAAGAGGUUUUCCACCAAGUUGCAUGAAGCAAUAUGUUAAAGAAAUGUUAAUCGCUGGCUGCAGACCGAUGUUUUUAUGGAGACUUCACAGAGACUGGAGGUUGCUGACGAAGGCUCGUGAAGUCAUUGAACACUGUGAAAUUUGAGGACAUUUUUUCAGAUCCAAAUCACUAACUUGCAUUGAUUCUUUGCAAAGUAUAAUGAUUAUAAAAAAAAAUUGUCUGUGUUUGAAAAGAAAGAGGUGAAAAUGUGUGAGCAUUACAUAUCCUAAAAUGUUCCUAACUGAAUUGUCACUUAAGGGAUUUAUGUCACUAAUCAGAGUGUCUUUUUGCUACUAUAUUUUCACUGUGUUAUAGUUUGGAAAUAUGUUUAAAUGCUCUUAAACCAA